Messenger RNA from Peromyscus eremicus (cactus mouse), 4744 nucleotides. It is a transcript of the gene C10H4orf50, whose product is annotated as chromosome 10 C4orf50 homolog. The coding region runs from base 185 to 4744 and encodes 1519 amino acids. The transcript has 14 exons. NCBI's taxonomy places the organism in Eukaryota, Metazoa, Chordata, Mammalia, Rodentia, Cricetidae. The record is from RefSeq and is a predicted model, not a curated record.
AUGACGUUUGUGUGGAUGAAACCCAAGCUACUCACUCAUGAAUAAUCCACCUGUCCUUGUUCUCCUCAAGGGACAUUUUCCCGGACAAUCCAAAGGCAUGGUAGUCACCUCAAAAUUUCCAGAAAAUCCAUGUUACAGACUCAUUCUAUUUUUCUUAAGUCUGGGCCAAUGAAAUGUUUCCGGGAUGGAGCCGACAGCCCAGGAAAAGACCGAGAAGCGCUUCAGCUACGUCAUCAGAGCUCCCAGCAGCGAUGGCUGUGAUGUGAUGAACGUGGAUGUGAAGAUUGACACGUGCUGGGUGUUCCGAGAUGUGGAGGAGAGUGAAGACAACGAGCAGGGAUGCCUUCCAGAAGCAGCUAGCAGGCCAGACUUGGACACGGGGCUUCUCAGGGAGCAGCUGGAAUCCUCGGAGCGGAAGCUGUUGGCAGCUGUGGACAAACAUGUGAUGUCAGAGUCAGGGCUAAGGAGCAGGGUCCAGGAGCUGGAGCAGUCGGAGAGGAAGCUUCUCCUGAAGGUAGAGCAGCUGAGUGCCUGCGUGGCCCAGGAAAGACGUGCCUCACUCUACGCCCAGGAGCAGCUACGGGCGCUGCAGGGGGAACUGGUCAGCCAGGUGCGGGAGGCGGAGAGCACGGCCAGACGGCAGCGGCGGCUGCAGGAGCAGCUGCGGCACAAGGACGAGGCUCUGACAAGGCAGGCGGCAGCCCUGGAGCGCUGUGGGUGGGCGCAGCAGCUACAGCUGGGCCUGGUGCGGGAGCAGGAGCGCGUUCUGCGGGAGCAGGUGCAGCGGCUGGAGCGCGACGUGCGGCGCCUGGGCCGCGCUGCCGGCCUCCUGCUGGCGCAGCUGCAUGCCCCGGACUCGUUACCCAGUGCGGGCAGCCCCCGGCCGCAGAUCCUGGCGGGUCCCCUAGGCGCUCCUGAGGCCACAGAGCUGAGCGCACUGCGGGCCAGGGCGGAGCGCGCGGAGCGGGAGUGGGCGGAGGCGGCGCGCAGGCUGCGGGAGCACAGCGUCACCGAGCGGCAGCUGCGGGAACAGCUGGAAGAACUGCGCUGCUGCGUGUAUGGGCUGACGCUGUCGGAGAUAGGUCUGCAAAGCCAGGUGGAGGAGCUCGCCCAGCAAAACAGGCGCCUGCGGGCCCAGCUGGGGCACGGUAGCCUGGGUGCCUUGGGCUGUGCACAGAGUGACUCUCUGCCCUCGCCCAGAGCAGUGGUGCCGGAUCCUUGCAGCAGCCAAGGCUGCCACAGCGAUGCUCGUGGACUUCAAGCCCCAGCAGGUCAGCUCUCAGAAGAGCCCCACAGCUGUGUUGGAGAUAGACCAGUCCCCUGCGUGGUGGUGCCAGCAAGGACCAUAGACAAGCUCCAGGGAGACCUGCCAGGGUCUGAGCGUAGACAGGGUGCUCUUGUCCAGCCCCGUCUAGAUGGACAGACUCUUGGGCUACUGUGUAGCUGCCUCCCAGAGCCAGGGAUGGAUGAGCCACUCUGCUCCUUGGAGCUGGCAGGAGUUUCAGAGGGUCUUCAAGCUGCUGGAGCCCAGGAACCCCUUCUGUUGUUACCCACAUCCGUGCUUCCACUCUGGGGUCCUGCUGGGGAACCACAGCUCCUGCUAUCACCUCUGCUUCCGGAUCAUCUCCUACAAGAACUUCAGACCCAAGAAGAGCUGGACAGCAAGCCCUCACCUGCCCCUGGGGCUGUGGCACCCCCUGGCUGGCCUUGUAAUCUGGCAAGGAGCCAUGUCGCCUCCCUCAUCCAGGAGUCGCCACUCAUUUCAAAGGGCCCAUUUCCCACAAAAGGGUCCAAGGAGCCCAGAGACAUGUGGGAAGAGAGAAGUGGACCUUCAGUUGCAAGUGCAGAGAGGUGGGAGGCGAUGGGAACCUUGGGAAUGAUCAAAUCAGAGCUUGAGGACAAGGCCCUGCUGGACCAGGAAAGCAGUGGGAAGCUGAUCUUGAACACGGAGGUCCAAGCCCCAGAGGGCAUGCAGGAAGGGAGCAGGGCUUCAGAGACCCAGCCCGUGGCCCACUGUCCUCGGCUCCAGCCAGAAUGUCUCAUACCGACUCUGCAUGGAACAACCUCUAGGCCACAAGAGGGUCCUGAUUCCUUGAGAAAGAGAGGGAGUGUGGAAGGAUGUGGCUGGGAACUCUUGGGAAAGCUGUCACCAGAGAAGGAGGAAGAGGCCACCAGCUCCAGGGCCCAUGAGACCAGAGAGCCAGAGCCAAAUGGUAGCCAGCUUCCAUCAGGAAAGGGCAAAGAGGUCUGGAGGAGGGCACGGGGCAAGCAGGACCACCCGCCGUGCCUGGAAGACACUCAUGGGCAGAAGGGGAGGUCUGGGGAUGAAGGACAAGAGGAGAAGAUGCAGCUCCCAGUGGCUCCCAGCCUGGCUUCUUUGGGAGUCCCUGAGCAGCCUGACAUCAAGGCCCAUGCGGGUCAGGAACAGUGCCUACCGAUGGGUGAUCAAGAUUGGCUGCAGUUUCCCAAAUGGGCCCCAGCAGGUGCCAGCAGUGAAGGUCCUUGCUCCUCACAGGCUUUGGUCACAGGACAGGACAGGUGCACCCUGCAGAUAGACACGCUGGAGAGGGAGGUGGAGGCCUGCUUCCAGCCGCUGAACAACCUAACGCUUGUCUGUGGAGAUCCCCAGCAGAUGUCAGCAUUGACGAGAGAGAGCCAGAGUGUCACUCAUGCGUGGUUGGACACUGAGGGGUGUGUGUGCCUUCAGCAAGCCUCAGGUAGCCAGGAUCUGAAUGCAAAAUCCAGCAGGAAUGGUGAGGGAGGGAGGCGGGAAGAGGAUGUGGCCCUAUGUACUGGAGAAGUUCCCCCAGGAGCCGCACUUGAUGGGGAUAAAGUCACCUGGGGCCCUGCAGAGCUGGGUGGGAGCCCAUUCCCCACAACACGGUAUACCCUCAAGAGGGCGGUGAGCAGGUCCCAUCAGCUCCUUGCCAGCCCAAAGAAAGAGAGAAGUCAGGUUUUCCUUGAUCAUGCCAGGCUUCGGGGAGCCCAAGAAGGAUGUCACCAUGAAGGACGCCACUGUGAAGAAGAGCUGGCCAGAGAAGCAGCCAAGGCACUGAGGCUGGAGCAGGCGAACCACACACUGCAGGGAGAGCUGGGCCACCUCAGGCGUGAGCUGGACCAGUGUCUGCAGGCUGUGUCUGACCUGGAGGACUGUAACGGGAAGAGUUACUGCAAGAUUUCCCAGCUGGAAGAGGAAAAUGAGAAACUGAAGGGGGACCUGGGCCGGCUGCACAAAGCCAUGUCCCAGAGUGUCAGGAAAGCCGGAAGCAGGAUGAAGCAUGCCACCCAGGAAAACAGAGAGCUCAGGGCUCUGAUCUCAGAGCUCGGAGUCAGUUACAAAGGGCUGAUAAAGGACACAGUGCUAGGGAUAGAAGACAUGGUCUGGGCUCUGCAGGGGGAGAACAAGCACCUUGUAGGCAGAGUUCAAGGCCUGGAGCAGGAGGUCCUGCAGAUGAACAGGGAUUCAAGGGAAGAAAAGCUGUGUUCCCAGGGAAACUCCAAGAUGGCAGGAGACGAGGGACACACUGAAGACAAAGAGGUCCAAGUGACUCCAUUUUCAGGACAACUGAUCACAAGAGCCUGUGGGCCACCCUGGGAUGAGAAGUUAGGUGUGACUUGGGGUCAGGCAGGACCUUCCUUAGAUUUGGAAGAUACCAAAUGCAGGGCUGUUGCUAGUUCCACCUCAUCAGUCUGUGCAGUCACUUCAGGGCCUCAGGAAGCACACACCAACGGGGCAAGGAGAAUUGGAACUCGGCUGCAAAAAGAACAGGAGACACCAUGGUAUUCUAUGCAACCAGGACAGUCUCAGGGGUCCCUGAGCAGAAGCCUCCAGCUCCAGACCUCCAAGACCGAUGUCCCCGAGGAAGACCCCAAACUGUGUGUACAGCGGCUCCACCACCAGGUGCGGACCCUCCAGUGCCAGCUCAGGGACCAGGGCUGGGCGCUGCGGGAGUUGCAGGCUGCUCGGGAUGAGGCUGUGGGCCUCCAGGAGAAGCUCAAGGGCAAGCUUGGGGAGCUCCGGGAAGAGCAGCGUGAAGCGCGCCUGGCCAUGAGUCCUCUGAAGGCCAAGCUGGCUUCCCUGGUCCACAAGUGCCAGGAGAGGAACCGCCUGAUUGAGCAACUACUGCGGGAGCUGCCAAGACGAGAGCCCCAGAACCACCUGCUCUGCGAGCUGGCACAGAACAUGCUGGAUGACGUGGCACUGGCUGAGUAUACCGCCACCUUCCUGACCCCAGGAGCCCCAGAGGUAAUCGGCCACCUGGAUGUCGGCUCCAAGGGGAUGACAGCUGGAGGAGGAGCUCAGGAGUACCUGCUUAAUUCUGAAACAGACAGUAUCCUUCAAAGCCUGUGGGGUAUGGAGUCCUGGUCCCUUCCAGAGGCUGAGUGGGCAUCACAGACUGCUCCACUCAGUUCCCCAAAGAUCCUGCCGCCAUCUCCGGGAUGGCUUUUUUUUCCCUGGGAAGUGGAGGACAUGCUUGUCCCAGUGAGGAUCAGUGGGAAGUGCUGUUUGAGAAGCCCCAAGCCUCCAGCCUUGAGGAAGAGGAAGGUGGAGCUUCACCAGACAGCAUAUCUGAGUCCCUCAGGACACUCUGCCCACCUGGCCUGCAAAGAUAUGAUUGACACUUUCAGAAACCUUCAAGCAGGAGGUGUCAGCACGCUGCCAGGCAUAGGGGCCCCAGCAAGGAAAGAAGACAGCACCAUCAGGCACAUCACGCUGGAAAAGAUGAACGGCUGUCCCAGAUGA